Prunus armeniaca (apricot) is the source of this 303-nucleotide messenger RNA. Lineage: Eukaryota; Viridiplantae; Streptophyta; Magnoliopsida; Rosales; Rosaceae. The record is from the annotation of a GenBank genome assembly.
AUGUUGCCACCAAGAUUGAAGAAGGCCAUCACAGAUAACCCAAAGAAGCUGGCCAACUUGAUUGACCUCGUAAAUCUUCCUUCGACGCUGCGGGAGUUCGUGGGUCAGUCUCAGAUUUCUCAUCUUGGAUGCUUCAUGCGUGUCUGGUCAUACAUCAAGGACAACAAUUUACAGGAUCCAAACAACAAGAACGUGGUCAAAUGUGAUGAAAAGUUGAAGGGUAUUCUGUUGGGAAAGCCUCAGGUUGAGUUAUGUGAGCUUCCUGCACUGAUCAAGCUCCAUUUCCCCAAAGAGCAGAAGUGA